Messenger RNA from Uncinocarpus reesii 1704, 582 nucleotides. RefSeq lists its product as uncharacterized. The record is from RefSeq and is a predicted model, not a curated record. Lineage: Eukaryota; Fungi; Ascomycota; Eurotiomycetes; Onygenales; Onygenaceae. Bases 1 to 582 code for a protein of 193 amino acids. The transcript has 3 exons.
AUGGCGGCACCUCUCGAUACAAAAAGCAGCGUUCCCCAGAAUAUCGCUGCUGGAAGCCCGGAGGAUAUCAAGAAAUUUGAUCCUGAUAUGGCUUCUGAUGGCUGUGACUCUGAGAGGAGGCUCGUUUCAGCUCUAGCGCAGUUACAGGAACUGGACGCAAAGGCAAGAAGAAAAGGAGAUGACCGUUUUUCAGGCCCCAAAUCUCCACAGGAACUGUUCGAUCAAUUGAGCCAAACUACGCGCGAAGGACAUCAAGAAAUUGAGGCCUUCAAAGCUGCGUGGCGAAGUCCAGAAACGCAGGCUGCUUUUGACCGAGCUAAAGAAAAGCUGAAGGAAAGCGACGGAAACUAUCCUCAAACUACUGGAACAUGGGAGCGAGAUUACGGCGCGAUAUUGACCCGAUUUGACACAGAAAAGAGGUUGAAGGAUGAGGAACAGAGAAACGAACAGGAGGAAGAAGAGAAGAAACUACUCGCGUCUACCAACACAAGUCAACGAUUCGACUGGCCAACGAGUGGAAGAAUGGAACGUUACACUGGAGUCACGAUUACAUGCAACGAAGCUCGAGCAUGGUAUAUUUAA